Myotis myotis is the source of this 303-nucleotide messenger RNA. RefSeq names its product defensin beta 127 (gene DEFB127). Gene Ontology annotation, biological process: innate immune response. NCBI's taxonomy places the organism in Eukaryota, Metazoa, Chordata, Mammalia, Chiroptera, Vespertilionidae. Gene Ontology annotation, cellular component: extracellular region. Bases 1 to 303 code for a protein of 100 amino acids. The transcript has 2 exons. The record is from RefSeq and is a predicted model, not a curated record.
AUGAGGCUCUUCCUGAUCAUUGCAAUUCUGCUUUUCCAGCAGCCCACAGUAACUGAACAACUUAAGAAAUGCUGGGAUCAAUAUAUACAAGGAAACUGCAGAAAAAUAUGCAAAGUAACUGAAACACGUGAAGUACUAUGUGAAAAUGGGAGAUACUGUUGCCUCAAUAUCAUGGAACUGGAAGCACGCAAAAGAAUACCAAAGCCAACUCGUCCAAAGCCAAUGACAUAUGCAAUAACUUUACCUCAAUAUUAUGAUACAUAUGUAGGAAAUUAUAUAAGCCCCAAGACAAAUUCUACAUAA